CUAUCACUGCUCAGGACUUACCGCUCUCCUGGACAGCACAGCUUCUCAGGGGUCCCUGCUGUUGCUGGCUGAGCGUUGCUGGUGCUGGCUGAGCGUUGCUGGUGCUGGCUGAGGGUUGCUGGUGUUGGCUGAGGAUUGCUGGUGUUGGCUGCUGGUGUUGCUGGUGUUUGCUGAGGGUUGCUGGAAGGAUUGGGAUGUGGAUGUGCAGAGCUGGUGAUGCUCAGUCCCACUCUGGGAAGGGUGUUCUGCUGAAGGAGUUGCUCCUGUCUGGGGCUGGAAGGGUCUGAGUUGCUCCACUUUGGGGGAUUUGUGGCUUUUCCUGGAGAUCAGAAAAUGUGGUUUGUUUGUCAGACUUUGCUGUGGAUAGUUCCUGUCUGUAUCUACCCCAUUCUAGGGUCCAGACCUCGAAUUGAAGACUUCCCUCCCCGAAUUGUGGAACAUCCGUCCGAUCACAUUGUGUCCAAGGGAGAACCUGCAACUCUGAACUGCAAAGCCGAGGGCCGCCCUACGCCAAUUAUUGAGUGGUAUAAAGAUGGCGAGAGGGUGGAGACGGAUAAGGACGAUCCUCGCUCACAUCGUAUGCUUUUACCCAGCGGCUCCCUUUUCUUUCUCCGGAUUGUUCAUGGUCGACGGAGCAAACCUGAUGAAGGGAUAUAUAUUUGUGUUGCAAGAAAUUAUUUGGGGGAAUCCGUCAGUCGAAACGCAUCUUUGGAAGUAGCAAUAUUACGCGAUGAUUUCCGGCAAGCUCCUGGCGAUGUUGUGGUGGCAGCGGGAGAACCGGCCGUCAUGGAAUGUAUUCCUCCUAAGGGCCACCCUGAGCCCACCAUUUCCUGGAAGAAAGAUAAUGCCCGUAUCAGCGAUAAGGACGAGCGGAUAACGAUUCGAGGAGGAAAACUAAUGAUUUCCAACACGCGGAAGAGUGACGCUGGAAUGUACAUCUGUGUGGCCACAAACAUGGUGGGAGAGCGCGAUAGUGAGCACGCGCAGCUUAUCGUCUUCGAGCGCCCCACGUUUAUUAGGAGACCCAUAAACCAGGUCGUGCUGGCUGAUGAUAUCGUGGACUUCCACUGCGAGGUGCAGGGUGAUCCUGCUCCCACUACUCGAUGGCGUAAAGAAGAGGGAGAACUGCCGCGGGGCAGGUAUGAGAUACGUAGUGAUAGUACACUGAGGAUCUCCAGGGUCAACGCCGACGAUGAGGGGACGUAUACCUGUGUCGCAGAGAAUAGGGUGGGCAAAUCGGAGGCAUCGGGCUCUCUCGGCGUUCAUGUUCCACCUCAACUCGUGACACGUCCUCGUGACCAAAUAGUGGUGCAAGGGCGAACCGUGACCUUUCAGUGUGAAACCAAGGGCAAUCCUCCUCCUGCUGUGUUCUGGCAAAAAGAAGGAAGCCAGAUACUGCUUUUCCCGAGCCAGCCGCCCCAGACCGUUGGACGUUUUUCAGUGUCACCAAGUGGAGAACUUACCAUAAUCGAUGUUCAGAUGGGCGACUCCGGUUAUUACAUGUGCCAAGCCAUCAGCGUGGCGGGAAGCAUUCUAGCAAAGGCACUUCUGGAGGUGGAAGAUGUGACGUCUGACCGAAUUCCACCGAUUAUUCGUCGUGGUCCCGCCAACCAAACAGUUACCAUUGACUCGGUUGUACAGAUGCAGUGCCACGUGUCUGGUAACCCCCUCCCCAGCAUUCACUGGUUAAAAGAUGGCCUACGAAUUGCAGCGAGCGACCCCCGAUUUGGCAUUCAGGAUAAUGGGACUUUGCAGAUCACCCAUUUACAGGUGACAGAUUCGGGGAUGUAUACCUGCGUGGCCACUAGUUCAGCUGGAGAGACCACGUGGAGCGGUUUCCUGGAGAUUCAAGAAAAAGGUUCCGUAAUACAUGUGCAACUCUCAGAACCAAACCUUGUUCCUGGAUCCCCAUCCAAACCUCUUGUGACCAACGUUACCAAAAGCAGCGUUACGCUAACAUGGCAGCCAAACCCUCGGUCCGGAAGCACGCCAGUUUCAGCCUAUAUUAUUGAAGCAUUCAGCCAGUCAGCAGGCAGCACAUGGCAAACUGUUGCAGACAAUGUGAAGAUGGAAAAACACACAGUAACCGGACUGAACCCAAAUACAAUUUAUCUCUUUAUUAUCCGAGCGAUGAAUGUGUACGGUCUGAGUGACCCCAGCCCGAUAUCGGAACCGGUGCGGACCCAAGAUGUUAGUCCCACCAGACAAGGAGUGGAUCACCGGCAAGUCCAGCGGGAGCUCGGGGAAGUCAUCGUCCAACUACAGAAGCCAGUCAUUCUAACAUCAUCAACUCUCCAAGUGACGUGGACGGUUGAUCGCCCGGCGCAGUUUAUCCAGGGGUACCGAGUGAUGUAUCGGCCCAAAUCCAGUGUUUGGGUUGUGCAGGAUGUCAAGACGCCUGCCGAACGCAGAGUCAUCCUCGUGGACCUCAAGAAAGGCACAGAGUAUGAGAUUAAGAUCCGGCCGUAUUUUGACGAGUUCCAGGGAAUGGAUAGCGAUGUGCUGUUAGUACGAACACCAGAAGAAGUUCCCAGUGCGCCGCCUCAGUCUGUUACCGUGGCAACAGUCGGAAGUAAUAACAGCACAAAUAUUAGUAUAACGUGGGAACCGCCUCCUGUGGAACAUCAGAAUGGAAUUAUUCAGGAUUACAGGAUUUGGUGUUUGGGAAAUGAAACCCGAUAUCAUAUCAAUCAAACUAUUGAUGGGGCAAUUCACUCAACGGUUAUAAAAGGACUCGCUCCAGGAAUUCUUUACCACGUUGAAGUCGCUGCAGCAACCAGUGCUGGUUUUGGUGUUAAAAGUCAGCCAAUCACAGUCCAGAUAAAGCCACCGUCAGAGCAAAGUCCGGCUAACAGCGAGGGGACGGUCAGCCUGACAGAGCAGAUCACGGAUGUCGUUAAGCAGCCAGCGUUUAUCGCUGGGAUUGGUGGUGCAUGCUGGGUAAUCCUGAUGUGCUUUAGCGUUUGGAUCUAUUGUCGUAGAAAGAAGAGGAAGGAACUCAGUCACUAUACAGCUUCGUUUGCCUACACCCCAGCAGUUUCCUUUCCACACACGGAGGGCACGGCUCAUAUUACUGCAAGACCGGCCAUGUUGGCGACAAGUGCUUCAAAUUACCCCUGGCUCGCAGAUUCCUGGCCGGCCACCAAUUUGCUGAGAAAUGGAAAGCCCAAAGACCCAGCCAUGAAUUGCUGCACUGGAAAUCACAAUCCCUCAGAGAGAUACUACAACGAGGCGGGGAUUUCAAACUAUAUUGCCCAGACAGAAAAGUUUGGAACGGGGGUGUCCGAUGGUCCCAUUUACAGUACGAUUGAUCCCACCAGCGAUGAUAUGAGAACUUUUAACAGUGCCUUUUCCCAACAUACCACCCCAUACGCCACCACGCCGAUUGUACCCUAUGGUGGACAGAAUCUUCACUCACCAGAGAUGGAAGACAACCAAUGGGUAGUUCAGGCGGGCACGUCUGGCGUUCUCUAUGCCCAACCAGAUCGGAACAAGGCAGACCAUAACGCUGCCAAGUCUGUAAAACAGAAAUCUAUGGGAAAACCUGUGAAAACUCCUUCGCUAAACUGGACUGAGAUCCUGCCGCCUCCGCCGCCUGCCAACGAGCUCAGCCAAUAUCAUGAAGAAGACACAGAUGUCGAAAUGACCUCAGACACUGAUGAAUGGUGCCCCCCAUUACCUGAAAGAACGUACCUAAUGGAAAACAUCCCUGACCCUCCCCCGAGAUGCGAAGCGUCAUCACCGGCUCAUUCCUAUGGCCAACAGUCCACAGCUACCCUGACCCCAUCUCCCCGAGACGAGACCGACAUGUCAGAAGACAUCCCGCGGCUACAUCAGUACGAACUGUCCCAUCAGCCCAGGCGAAUACCGGGAGGCUCUGUACCUGUACCCAGGGUCCCUAGUCCCCCUCUCACACAGUCGAAUCCGAGUCUCAAUACUUCAGCAGAAAAUGGGGAGCCCCAGCGGCUGGGGCACCGGCGAAAUCUAAGUCAGAAUCCAGCUCUCAGCUCCGACAAUGUCAACUUUCCCAAUUCAGGAAAGCCGCAAGCCUCUGUGGGGGAUAACGUUAGCACCCCGCCUGGCCUUAAAUCCCGUGGAAAGAAGAAGUCCAAAUCUGGCCACUAUCGUCGGGAAGCAAAGCAAGGAGAUCUCCCUCCGCCUCCAGAGCCUCCACCAGCAGACGGCGAGUCAGCAUCCCCCCACAAUAAUGGGCCUCGCAUGGAAUGCUCUGCAUCCUCUUUGGAAAGAGAAACAGGUGCUACCUCUUCAGUCGAGAGAAGAAACGGGGGGCUGCAUCACCGGGGGGGUGCCAGUCACCCACUCUCUCACCGAGAAGAUGAAGAAAUCAUUCCAUACAGUAAACCGACCUUCCUGUGCCGGAGUCAGAUGUCCAGCAAUUGUUCCACAGCAGGAAGCAGUUCAUCCCGGGGAUCCGCUGGAUCGAGGGGUCACCCAUCUGGGCGAAGCAAAAAAGGAGAUCGGAAAGAGGACAAAAGAUGAAACCUGCCAAUAGUGAACUUCGUUGAUUAAACUCUGGGUCUGUUAAGAUAUUCUACAUGAAAAACAUUCGAGAAAAGACACUUUAGUGGUUUUCAAGUAUUUUCAAUUUGUUCGUUAUUUAUGACAUAUUUUUUUCUGGACGUUUUGGUUCUCCAGUUUUCCAUGUAAAUACGCCUGUUUCUUGGGAGUCAGCGGAACCCAAGAAAUUUACUAUAUUUAUAAACUAAAAACUCAAGGUUGUACAUUAAAAUGUUACUGUUUCGAAUGUGCCAAGUUUUAUAGCAAGUACGAUACAUUUGCACUCAAGAGAAAAAAAAAAGUGACUGAAAAUAAGCACAAAGUUGUGUUGCAUGCGGUCUCUUCACGCAUGGAAGGUUUCAGGAUGCCAACAAGCGGAACACACCCACACCUGGAGCAAGAUCUCCCGUACAGACAAACUCCGACACUUACACAGAGCCAGGCGGUUUGGAAAAUCGUGGCAACUGACAGUAUGGUUACAAUUGAAUCCACGCAAUAUGUGCGGACACACAAACCUGAUAGCUUGCCCGUGGCUGUCUGACUGAUAAAGACCACGACAAGGUGCAGGAGGGACUAUAAAAGCAGGGCUACAAUUCAAUCUAUGCACCCCUAGGCACUGGGUCUUCCACCUCAAGGCUUCUGUGCGCGGCUUGAAGAAAAAGGUCACAGUGGUCCUUCAAAAAUCUCAAUUAAGAGAUUAUUUCUGCUGAUGUUAGAGCUGGGAAAGUAGAAUGGAGGGAAAUUUCACUAAAAAAGGUUCGGAGUGUAACAUUUAACGGUGGUUGUUUGUGGACGCUAUGUGACACAGCCGGUCUUGGUAAGAAGUUACCGGUGUUUUGUUUGACCAUAGUCUGCCAUGAGCCCCCUGUGUUGGCUUUUAUAACAGAAAAUGAAUACUUUCAUGGGGAUCAGGGAAUAAUUUUGUAUGCUUCGAAUAAAGAUUUUUGCUAAACCUUUUAAA
Molecule: messenger RNA, 5479 nt
Organism: Pelobates fuscus (common spadefoot toad)
Lineage: Eukaryota; Metazoa; Chordata; Amphibia; Anura; Pelobatidae
Gene: ROBO3
Product: roundabout guidance receptor 3
Exons: 28
Coding region: 334-4500 (1388 amino acids)
Biological process (GO): cell-cell adhesion
Molecular function (GO): protein binding
Source: RefSeq, a predicted model, not a curated record